AUGGCUUCUCUAUGGAAGAAAGAGUCUAUAAACCUAAGCAAAUUCUUGAGUAAUAUUCUACCCGUUGUGUUGGUAGGAGGUCUAGCCACUGCCAUUUUACUCUCUUUCGUCUCCUUCAGCAACUACUUGGACUCCAAGUCCGGCCCACAAACGGAGCCUCUUUUUCUCCAUUUAGAUUCAUUUUCCGUAUCAAAUUUCAAGGUUUCCAAUUCCUCGUUUUCGGCCCAAUGGGAUGCCAAAUUGACCUUCAAGAACCGAAAUGGUGGGUUGAAGAUCGUCCUCUAUGCCUUUCACAUUUCUGUGUGUUACAAUGAAGGUGGCGAUGUCCCUUUAUCGUGUGCUUUUGUGGAUGAAAUCCAAAUUUAUCCCAAGAAAGAACAAACGGUUGAGAUUAGAUUUGAUAGAACAACAUCAGGAUCAUUAUCGUGUGGUGAUCAUGAUCAUGAAAAGGGAUUUAUGGAGGGUCAGAUGAUGAAGAAGUUGAAUGAAGAUGUGAAGAGUGGGGACCUCAAUUUGAGCUUGAGAAUGGAGACAAAUGCUUUCUAUGGUAUUAGAUUGUUGGGUUUUGGAACCACUCUGGUUUUAACUCCCAACUGUCAAGAUUUGAAUGUUAAGUUUUUGGGUCAAAGUGGUGAGGGAAAGAUGAUGGGUCAACGGAAUUGCUCCAUUCCUUUGCCUAAAUUGAUUUGA
Ziziphus jujuba (common jujube) is the source of this 690-nucleotide messenger RNA. RefSeq lists its product as uncharacterized. The record is from RefSeq and is a predicted model, not a curated record. Lineage: Eukaryota; Viridiplantae; Streptophyta; Magnoliopsida; Rosales; Rhamnaceae. Bases 1 to 690 code for a protein of 229 amino acids. The transcript has a single exon.